This is a messenger RNA of Paramecium pentaurelia, 4057 nucleotides long. Lineage: Eukaryota; Ciliophora; Oligohymenophorea; Peniculida; Parameciidae. The record is from the annotation of a GenBank genome assembly.
AUGGAGCAUAAAAAACUAUUAGAAAAUGUAAUGAUUGAUUUGCUCAAGGAUCCAACUUGUCCAAUUUAUUAAGUAAAACUAUUUUAUAUUAUAAUUCAUAGUAUUAAGAUUGGCAAUUAAUAAACAUAUGCCAAUAACUCUAAUUAUAAAAUUUCAGUAAUAUAAAAGAAGAGGAUUUUCAAAGAAAGUUUGCUUAGUUCUUUAUAAAUUAUUUGGAAGUGGAAAAUGAAAUUGAAAAUAUUUUAGAAUAAUCUUCAAUAAAAAGAAGUGAUUUGAAGAAAAAUAAUGAAGUUCGUUCUCAUUAAAACAAUUAAAGUUAAUAAAGUAAAAGUUUAAUUAAAUCAAAUUAAGAGUCAAAUAAGGAGAAAAAGGAUUAAUUAGACACACUUAAGAAUAAGAAAAAAGUAAAAUUAAAGUCAUCUAAUCAAUCUGAUUUAUUAGAUAUUGAAGUAAACCCAUGUACUAACAAUUCAGCAAACUUAGAUUUGAUAGUACCUUAAGAUAAAAAGUUAUCUCAAUAUAAUUUUGAUCCUCUUAAUGAUAUUAAUCAUGAUAAAAAUAAAUGCAAAGAAAAAACAUAAAAAAUCACAUCCAAUGAAUAGAUUUAAAUGGAAUCUAUUAUUGAAAGAAACAAUAAUAAUUACAACUAAGAAUAGAAUUCAAAAUAAAAAAAUAAAAGUACUAAAGAGAUUAAUAAUGAAAUCUAAUCUAAUUCAAGAUUUAAAUCAAAUGAUAAAUCAAAUGAUAAGAAUGAAACUUAAAAUUAAUUGUAAAUUGAAUAAUAAAAUGAAGAAAGAGAAAAUAAUAGGUAAAAUGAUAACAAUAAAAAUAAUGAAUAAAACUCUAGAAAAAAUAGAUAAAUUUAAAUUUAAAAAAAACCUUCAAGAGCUAUUAUUGAUACUUCUCCAGAAGAAGGUGAAAUAUUUUUAUAACUUUCAGAUUCUGAAUCAUUAAAAUAAAAAAAUAUUUAGGAUUUAAGAAAUAAAUAAGGAAAAUAUUUAAUGGAUGAUUAAAUUAAAAAAAAUAAAGCAUUAAAAAAUAAUAAUAAUUAUAGAUAAAAAGUAUUCAAUCAAAAAUAAAACAUAUAAAAUAUAACUUUCAAUUAAGCAACAUAGAUUGAAAAAUCUAUUAAUCCUCGUUUAUAAACUGAAAUUUCAUAAAAUUAAAAUUAACUCUAACCUAUAGAUGGAAUUGAAUUUCAGAUUCAAAAACAAAAAUAAUUAUUAGAAAAUUAAUAUAGCAUUAUCUAAUCUUAACCUGCCUACUAAAAAUCAGAUAAUUAUUAAAUGAAUUUAGAAAGAAAUAAUUUAAAUAGUUCUUUAACUAAUACAAGUAAUAGUAUAAUAUAAUAAAAAAAUUCAUUAUGUGAUAUUCAGAAUGUGGAUUCGGCACCCAUUUUGAAUCCUUUAUUUGACAUUUCUAAAGAAUCAUCUAACUUUAUUGUUUAAAAUCUAUAAAUCAAAAAAAAUGAUUAUUAAGGUGCAAAUCUAGAAAAGAAUAAUUAAUAUAUCCAAUCAAAUAAUUAAUAUUGGAAGUAAAAUAAUUAAUUCCCAUAUUAAUUACAGAGUUAAAUGCAAAAUAAUUAAUAAAUAUCAAAUUAAAUGUAUUUUUAAUCAAAUAUCUAUCCUUAAUCUGGACAAUAUAACAAUAGAAUUUNUAGUACCUUAAGAUAAAAAGUUAUCUCAAUAUAAUUUUGAUCCUCUUAAUGAUAUUAAUCAUGAUAAAAAUAAAUGCAAAGAAAAAACAUAAAAAAUCACAUCCAAUGAAUAGAUUUAAAUGGAAUCUAUUAUUGAAAGAAACAAUAAUAAUUACAACUAAGAAUAGAAUUCAAAAUAAAAAAAUAAAAGUACUAAAGAGAUUAAUAAUGAAAUCUAAUCUAAUUCAAGAUUUAAAUCAAAUGAUAAAUCAAAUGAUAAGAAUGAAACUUAAAAUUAAUUGUAAAUUGAAUAAUAAAAUGAAGAAAGAGAAAAUAAUAGGUAAAAUGAUAACAAUAAAAAUAAUGAAUAAAACUCUAGAAAAAAUAGAUAAAUUUAAAUUUAAAAAAAACCUUCAAGAGCUAUUAUUGAUACUUCUCCAGAAGAAGGUGAAAUAUUUUUAUAACUUUCAGAUUCUGAAUCAUUAAAAUAAAAAAAUAUUUAGGAUUUAAGAAAUAAAUAAGGAAAAUAUUUAAUGGAUGAUUAAAUUAAAAAAAAUAAAGCAUUAAAAAAUAAUAAUAAUUAUAGAUAAAAAGUAUUCAAUCAAAAAUAAAACAUAUAAAAUAUAACUUUCAAUUAAGCAACAUAGAUUGAAAAAUCUAUUAAUCCUCGUUUAUAAACUGAAAUUUCAUAAAAUUAAAAUUAACUCUAACCUAUAGAUGGAAUUGAAUUUCAGAUUCAAAAACAAAAAUAAUUAUUAGAAAAUUAAUAUAGCAUUAUCUAAUCUUAACCUGCCUACUAAAAAUCAGAUAAUUAUUAAAUGAAUUUAGAAAGAAAUAAUUUAAAUAGUUCUUUAACUAAUACAAGUAAUAGUAUAAUAUAAUAAAAAAAUUCAUUAUGUGAUAUUCAGAAUGUGGAUUCGGCACCCAUUUUGAAUCCUUUAUUUGACAUUUCUAAAGAAUCAUCUAACUUUAUUGUUUAAAAUCUAUAAAUCAAAAAAAAUGAUUAUUAAGGUGCAAAUCUAGAAAAGAAUAAUUAAUAUAUCCAAUCAAAUAAUUAAUAUUGGAAGUAAAAUAAUUAAUUCCCAUAUUAAUUACAGAGUUAAAUGCAAAAUAAUUAAUAAAUAUCAAAUUAAAUGUAUUUUUAAUCAAAUAUCUAUCCUUAAUCUGGACAAUAUAACAAUAGAAUUUUUGAAAGUGGAUAGAAUUUAGAACUCUAAAAAGAAAAAAAGCCUAAGAUAGAGGUUUUAGAUAUUAAUAACAAUAAUAUUGGAAAUGGUUAUUUCACAACUUAAAAUAAGACUCAUUAAAUAAAAAUCAAUGGAAAUUAAUGUAAUUAUUGCAAAUAAAUGGAUGGGAAUGUUAAAUUAGUAGAUGUUGAAGAUGGAGUUAAAAUUUGUUCAUCUUGUUUAUUAGAGAAAUUGAAUCCAUUUAAAAAAAUUAUGUAUACUUUAGGAUUUCUAGAAUAUCAAUAUCAAUAAAAGUCAUAAAGUAAAAUACAUUUAGAUUUCACAAUCACAAAAGAAUAAUUUCUAACUCCUGGAAUGUAAUUUGAAAUUAGAUGUGUUAUGAUGAAUUAAAAUGGAUUAACAGAUUUUACAUUCCCUAAUAGUUGCGUACUUCUUAUUAAUGGAGUUAUAGUUAAAGAGUUUAAACCUCUUAUUGAUAAAUCGUGUUUAAAAAAAAGAAAAGAUAAUUCUAUUUUAAUUAAUAUUGAUUAUCUUUAAAAAACAUAUGGAAUAUAAAAAAAGUAUAAUUUCACAUGUAUGGAAAUUAUCCCUGAUUCAUAAAUGAGGUAAGAGAUUCCUAAAUAAAUAUAUAUAUUUGGAUUGUAUUUAGUUCAAAAUUAAAGUUUGGAUUAAGUAAUUCAUUCCAUAGUUAAUCAAAGUAUCUUGUCUCAAAUUAAAGUUGAUUUUUGUAAAAACGAAAUCAAAGUAGAUAAAUCUAAAGUAAGUCUUAUUUGUUAAUAUUCAUUUGAUUUAAUUAAAAUUCCUGCAAGGUAUAAUGUAAUUUAUAAUUUAGAGGAGAAUUUUGUUAACAUUAAUAAUGUUUUAGUUUAAAUAAUUAUUUGGAUAUGAUGAUUCAUGCAGAACAUAUGAAAUGGAUUUGUCCAAUUUGCAAGAAAAAUUGUACUAGUUUGAGAAUUGAUCAAUAUUAAUGGGAUAUUUUAAAGAAGAUUUAAUAGCUAAAUAUAAAAGUUGAUUAUAUUACUGUUGAUUAAAAUGUAAAGAAAUAUAUUGAAGUAUUAAGGGUAGUUUAGAUUGUAAAGAUCCUUUAUAUGCAAUUAUGUAAAAUAAUAAAAUUAACAGUUAUACUCAUUUUGAAAGAAGCUUUCCUUAAUUCGACAACAAUAAUGAAAUUGUUUCUUAAAACAAAUUUCAACCUUAAGGUAUAAAUGAAAUAAAUGCUAUUCUAAUUGAUUGA